AUGUCCGCUGUAGCAGUUAUGGCCUGCCUUGAGAACCCCUUCGAGGUGUCGGGUCUCCCCACUUGGGGUCUCGACAACAAGGAACCAACGGGCGACAAACACGACGGCGACGACGACGACGUUCCUGGCAGAACGGACUUAAGGGGUUCCGACAAGGUGAAAAGCGAAGAGAGGGCGCUCGUCGCUCCCGAGAAACUUGAGGCCGCCGCGGGCUCCAAUCCAAUGAACAAGUUGCUUCGGGUGUUUUUGCCCACAAAACCCUCGCCUUCGGGGCGCGCAAGUGAUUUAUACGUGCAGCUGUCCAGUCGUCAGAGUCUGAUGACAUGGCUUUCUGGUAAACACGAACUUGCGUUUUACAAGAGAAAGUACGGAACCGCCGUCCUGGCCAACACGCUCGUAAAGAUCAUCGAACACGGAGACGCUGCCGCUAGAAAGCGUGCUCACCGCCUAUUGAUGGUACUGCUGCGGGGCUGGUGGAAGAGAAGUAUACCCGCGCUCGAAGUUGCGAAGUCCCUCAACCUGUCGAGCGGCGAAUUAUCCGUCAAUCCAGGCAAACAACGCCAGAUAGAGGUGUUACGGGUCUAUGUCGAGCUCUUGAGCCUGAAGCAGAGGGAACAACGUACCGUCGAGGAGGUGCUGAAGGAGGUCAGCUCGCCCCAAUGGCUUUCGUUUAUGCGACGUGUAGUAAAAAAUGGCGACCCUCGCGCUCGCAACGGGGAGGGAACUCUGAUUCCGCCAGUGAUCCAGCUGUCCGCCGAUGACGUGUUUGAAAUACUGGGUAUUAAAAUGAUUGGAAAGCAGAUUUUCAGCCGCACCCAAGAACUGCAAAUUUUGGAGCAAUGUGUGCUUUUGUACCCGACGAUAGACAUACUGAGCUAUUUGAUCAAAUUGUGUGGGGGUGAAGCGACUCUUGCACAGCUUGCUUAUGAAGCGCAAGCUAAGAACAAGAACUCCAAGGCCGCUAAGUAUCUCGACCUGUUGCUAGACCGCUGGAAGGAAAGAGGAGUUGAUCCAGUCAAUCCGUUUAAGGAUAGAGUGCUCGCAAAGGGUCAUGUACCCAAAGCUACAGCGGACCUCAUUUCAGCACGUUACCGCAAGCUCCAUCCUUCGGACUAG
Molecule: messenger RNA, 1116 nt
Organism: Peronospora matthiolae
Lineage: Eukaryota; Oomycota; Peronosporomycetes; Peronosporales; Peronosporaceae
Source: the annotation of a GenBank genome assembly